AGGGAGGACUUGACCCGUUCUAGAAGCUGUUGUAUCUUUUUGUAUUGAGCCAUUCGUUCACGUGUUAGACACCAGCCUUAAAUUGCUUGGCAAUUCUCAACUACGCUCUGUAACGAUGAGUACUACAACCGUUGUCGACACGGUCGUCAGCACAGACCGGCAGCCGGAGACGCGGACUGUCGAGCGUCAUGGCUAUCUCUUUGGUCAGAAGAUAGCAGCAUCCAUGUCGCCGCAGUUUCACCAGACGAUAUUCAACGACCUUGGUUGGGCGUGGGAGCAGUUCCGUCUUGAUUCCGCUGAUAUCCCAAGUUUCUUGAAAUUGCUUCAAGAUCCCAACUGCUUCGGCUCGUCCGUCACAAUGCCUAACAAGGUGGCUAUAAUGGAUUACCUAGAUGAAAUGACAGAAGAGUGCCGUGAAGUGGGCGCCUGCAACACAAUUUACUUCCGUCCCUCGGAAGACGUUGGCGGCCGCAAGAAGCUCUAUGGCACCAACACGGAUGUCGUGGGUGUGCGCGAGUCGUUCUACCAGAACAUUAGCAACCCCGAUGCCGUAUUUCAUGACAAGCCCGCGAUGGUGAUUGGAGGCGGUGGCGCAGCGCGCAGUGCCGUCUACGCCUUGUGGAAGUGGAUGCGCGCAACACGCAUCUACCUCGUGAAUCGCGAUCAGAGCGAGGUUGACGCCGUGAUCCGCGAGUGCAAAGCCAAAGGAUACGGCGACUCACUUGUGCAAGUGGCCACUGUCGAACAAGCCGAGGCCCUUGAGACCCCUGGCGCUAUCGUCGCCUGCGUGCCAGACUUCCCGCCCAAGACCCCUGAGGAGAAGAUCGCGCGCGCUGUGAUUGAGACCUUCCUGAGUAAGGAGAGAAAGGGCGCCAUCCUCGAGAUGUGCUACAACCCCACUCCUUACACUGAACUUGGUGCCAUCGCCGAGCGCAACGGCUGGCAGGUUAUACUAGGCACUGAGGCCAUGAUAUGGCAAGGCUUCGAGCAGUCUAAACUCUGGACGAACCUAGAGCUGAAAGAUUUGCCUGUGGCUAAAUGUAAAGAAGCGAUCGCUGUCAGGCUUUCGACAUCUUCAAGAUUAUAAUAAUUACUUAUCGCGUCGAUUUAUCUGGGAUGGUGCAUUGAGCGGGCGUUAUAUCAUUUACUU
Molecule: messenger RNA, 1150 nt
Organism: Xylaria bambusicola
Lineage: Eukaryota; Fungi; Ascomycota; Sordariomycetes; Xylariales; Xylariaceae
Product: quinate dehydrogenase
Exons: 3
Coding region: 116-1087 (323 amino acids)
Biological process (GO): shikimate metabolic process; chorismate biosynthetic process
Molecular function (GO): shikimate 3-dehydrogenase (NADP+) activity
Source: RefSeq, a predicted model, not a curated record